Molecule: messenger RNA, 1932 nt
Organism: Bactrocera latifrons
Lineage: Eukaryota; Metazoa; Arthropoda; Insecta; Diptera; Tephritidae
Exons: 1
Coding region: 227-1879 (550 amino acids)
Source: RefSeq, a predicted model, not a curated record
GGUACUUAGUAGCUUAUUGAGUUUUGCCAUUAUUGCAAAUCCGUCGGGCAUAAAUUUAUUAAAUUCAGUCUUACGGUUGCAAUACAAUUUGCCAGUACCUCAGAUAAACCUUCAAUUUAUUGUCGGAUGUUAGCUUGGUUCAACUACUUUGAAAUAACUGCAGCUGUGGAAAAUUCCMCCAAAAGCGAUUUGUUAAACGUAAAUUAAUUGAUUAAAGGAAAUAAAUAUGGCGAUCGAUAUUUUAAAGAAACAGGAACAAGCGCGUCAAAUUCGUUAUUCACGAUCAAAAUUUCGCCGCAUCAACUCUUUGGAUCAAAUACCCGAAGAUCCUGGUCAGGAACAGCUCGCGAAUUCAACCAAUAUCAAUAUGAAUCCAGCUUUCGGUCAUCAAUCACAACUGGUGCGCCGAUCACCGCGUACCAUUUCUGCUUCUUUGCGACAAGUUUUACUCUUUUGGCCACAAUUGCUGAUCAAUUUAACUUUUACGAUCAUACGUUUUAUCCUUUAUAUACCGCUCUCGAUAGCGGCACCCAGUUUUUGGUUGUCAGCUUUAUUGUGGAUCUUUUGGAAGUUCGUUCGUAUACCUGUGGCUUUUAUUAAGUGGAUGUUAAAUGUUGACUCUUUGAUGGAUGUAUCAGCGGAUGGCCCGCAACGUCAUAGACGCACCGUUCUAAUUAGUUGUGGAAGUACAAUUCAAACAUUGCAUUUGGCACGUAAUUUUUAUUCCUCCGGUUCACGAGUGGUGGUGUUCGAGUUCGAAGGACUCUUUGGGCUAGCACGUUUCUCCACCGCCGUCGACAAAUUCUACAUAGUCCCCCGACCAAGCCCAAAUAAUGUAGACAGCUAUAUAACUGCUUUGUGUCAAAUCGUUAGCAAGGAGAAGCCUUCAGUUUAUAUACCGGUUUGCGCAACGAGUCCUGCCUAUUACGAUGCACUUGCUAAACAACAUUUGGAACUACUUGGCUGUGCCAGUUUCAUACCGGGUAUGAAUGAGACCAACGUUUUAGAUGAUUGUUUGGAAUUUUUCAAAAAAUGUACAGCUCAUAAUAUUGUCGUGCCACCACACUCUGUACUCACUUCCCCAAACGAUCUUCAGCAAUUGUAUGAGAACAAUUUCAUCAGCAAUUUUCGAAAUAUCCUAAUGGCGGUCGGUUUUCAAGGCUUAGUUGAACGUUUCAAAUACUUAUUACCAAAUAAUAGAGUGGAAUUCAAAUUUAAUCAUGAAAUAAGUGAAAAUGAAAAGUGGAUUGUGAUACGCGAUUUACCGGGUGAACAUUAUAUUACUUGUACAACCGUCAAAGAUUCACGAAUUGUUUCGAAUGUUACUUGUAAAGUAGAACAUGAAACGAAAAAUUUGAUACCUGUAACGCCAUUACACGCACAUGGGAGCCCCGUAGUGUCCGACGAAGCUCAAAUUGAUUUUUGGCUGAAAACAUUUUUCGCCAAAGUGCGCUUCCAUCGUAGCAUCAAUGGGCACAUGAGCUUUCGUCUAAUUAAGUGUCAAGGCACAACGCAGUUCAUUCCACUCGGUGUACGUGUCGGUGUCUCAUUGCCAUAUAUCUGCUAUAAUCGAUCUCAUGCUCAAGUACUCUGCCGCACUAUGAAAUGCAUACAUCGAAGACAAUUAAGUUUUACAAGUCCAGAUGAGGAGUCAACGCUCGGUGCGUUAACAGCAAAUUUUCGCUGGAGCUCUAUUGAACGCUCCACUCCGACCACAGUACUAGAUAAGAGGGAAGCUCUAUUCGCCUAUUGGGAUCCAUUGCCAUAUUGUGCUUACUACCAUUUCCAAUUGCCUCUUAAAUCCGUCAAGAAGUUUUUGCAACGGCGUCAUCGAUCGACGAAAACUUUAUCGCCACGCAUAACAAUGCCAGUUCAUUGAACGUCAUUCCGUGUUGUGCAUCGUAUGUACACCCAGAUGAUGAUAUGCUGGAA